This is a messenger RNA of Fibroporia radiculosa, 2790 nucleotides long. RefSeq lists its product as uncharacterized. The record is from RefSeq and is a predicted model, not a curated record. Gene Ontology annotation, molecular function: ATP-dependent peptidase activity; ATP binding; ATP hydrolysis activity. Gene Ontology annotation, cellular component: peroxisomal matrix. The coding region runs from base 1 to 2790 and encodes 929 amino acids. The transcript is spliced from 9 exons. Gene Ontology annotation, biological process: protein catabolic process; protein targeting to peroxisome; protein processing. NCBI's taxonomy places the organism in Eukaryota, Fungi, Basidiomycota, Agaricomycetes, Polyporales, Fibroporiaceae.
AUGCCCACCUCUACGCUCUUCAUCGUUCCUCUCUCUUUCCCCCUCAUUCUUCUUCCGACUGGCAGAAUUACCAUCCCCAUCCGUGCCACCGUAGGGGAGGUCCUUCUGCAGCUCAUUCAAGAAUCAGAAGCGCAGCCCAUUGUUGCGGCUGUCCCCAUUCCGGCCGUUGAUUCUGCCUCUUUGCAUGAAUGGGGAUGUGCAGCGCGAGUCGUGCGCAUUGUACGUCCUCCCAAAGGUGUUGCUCGAGAUGGGCAGCAACCGUACUUGCUCACCCUUCAUGGCCUUUCUCGCAUCCACCUCCCAGACGCAGAGGGUGCACAGGAUCAUUUUGAAGAUGGAAUCUUCGAACGUAUAGUAGAAUAUCCUCAGGCUACAAUCCCUCCUACUCCGGAAGCCGCGUCGACGUUCAAAGCUACAGCUGCUAGACUAUUGGACCGUCUGAUCCAGGAUUCGGCCAGUGACACCAAGAAAGAAUUCUACACGAAGCUGGCAGGCAUGGUCGAUGACGUUCAGAUCCAACGAGCUCCUUGGCUGGCGGACCUUUUGAUCUCCAGUCUCAAUGCCGAAUACACAGACAAGCUUGAUUUCCUUUCUGCGUUCGACGUCAACGAUCGGCUCAAACGUGCCACGGAGAUGUUUAUAAAACAGACAUCUAUUUCAGAAGUGAGCAAGAAGAUUGCCCAGUCUAUUGACGAGUCACUGUCAAGACAGCAAAAAGAAUUCUUCUUGCGUCAGCAGCGGGCAGCAAUUGAUCGCGAACUUCGGAGCAUCCAGCGAUCCUCUCCGUCUCAGUCUCGAUCAUCUCCGAGCGAUCCUACCUCAUCAACCGGUUCUACCUCAGAGCUGGACGAUGACGAACAAGCAGACGCGGCUGAUAUGGCUGACAUACGUGCCAAAAUCGAGGCGAUGGCACAGGACAGCGAGGAGCGUAAGACGGCUGUCAGAGAAUGGAGGAGACUUAGACGAAUACCGGCCGGCAGCGUUGAACACGGCGUGAUUCGAAACUAUCUUGAAUGGCUUGCUGCUAUGCCAUGGCCUGCUUCGGUUGGCACGGUUGAGGCGGACCGUCUUCUGCGAGCGUUGCGUGAUCGAGAGUUCCUAUUGAAGGCGAGGAAGCAACUCGAUAUCGACCACUAUGGGCUAGAGAAAAUCAAAAAACGGUUGAUAGAAUACCUUGCUGUCGUUAGGUUGAAGGAACUGCAGGCGGAGAAAGGGGCUCGCAUUGCGCAAGAGGGUCACGAGCUGCACAAGACUGAUGAUACACCUCAGCUAGAUGCUAACAGUGGAGCUCUCGUCAAGCUCGAGAAAAUUGAUCCAACAUCGAUUCAUCCGACACCUCCGCGCAUCCGGAGGAAGAGUACCAAAGGCCCCAUUUUAUUGUUCGUUGGCCCACCGGGUACCGGAAAGACGUCCUUAGGUCAAUCUAUUGCCCGUGCUCUUGACCGACCUUUUCAGCGGAUCUCGCUGGGAGGUGUGCGCGAUGAAGCUGAAAUCAGGGGGCACAGACGCACUUACGUGGCCAGCAGUCCAGGUAACAUCGUUCAGGCGCUCAGGAAAGCGGGCAGACCAGAUCCUGUCAUUCUCCUAGAUGAAAUAGAUAAAAUUGCUCACAACAAUUUUCACGGAGAUCCUGCGGCUGCAUUACUGGAGGUACUCGAUCCUGAGCAGAACCAUUCAUUUCACGAUCACUAUAUCAAUGUACCCGUCGACCUGAGUCAAGUGCUGUUUAUUUGUACUUCUAACACUCUAGAAACCAUUGCUGCGCCAUUGUUGGAUCGAUGUGAAAUUGUUCACUUGUCUGGUUAUACUUACAAUGAGAAAAUACACAUUGCCCGGAGAUUCUUGAUUCCAAAGCAAUUGCAAGCGAACGCCCUCACCUCAGACCACUUGAUCAUUCAGGACACUGCUUUGCUGCACGUUGCUACACACUACACUCGUGAAGCAGGUGUGCGCUCUUUGGAACGGGCAGUUGGUGCUAUCAUACGGCAUAAGGCCGUCGAAUGGGCAGAAUACUGUGACAGUAUUAACGCCGACCCUGAUGCCUCGAUUCCCGCCACUACUGCGCUAGGCAAGGAAACGGCCACGAAGAUAUACAACAAGUCCGUAGAGAAGCAUGAUUUGGAGAGAAUCCUCGGUAUUGCGAGAUGGGAGGAGGAGGAACGCGAAGAACGCAGAGGUCUUGUCUACGGCCUCGUGGUGACGGGAAUGGGUGAGGGUGAUGUCAUGCCCGUGGAGACUAGCCCCGUCCCGGAGGGUAGUGGCAAGCUGAAGCUCACCGGCAGCUUGGGUGACGUUAUUAAAGAGAGCGCGGAUCUUGCGCUCGACUGGGUCAAGGCGCGCGCUUACGACCUUUAUAUCACGAAGUCUAGGUCGCAGGACCCUCUGAAAAACCCCGAUUCGAUCGACGUUCAUCUGCAUUUGCCGUCGGGAGCAGUGAAGAAGGAUGGACCAUCCGCUGGUAUUGCAAUGGUCUGCGCAUUUGUGUCCUUGCUAACGGGAGCGUGUGUCUCCAGUGAUAUCGCUAUGACCGGCGAGAUUACUCUCCGCGGUCGAGUGGGUCCAGUUGGCGGCAUCAAGGAGAAAGUUCUUGGUGCGCACCGUGCGCGCAUCACAAAGGUGAUUAUGCCGUGGGGGAACCGCCAAGAUGUUGAACAUGAUGUCCCGCUGGAGAUCAGACAACAGAUGAAGUUCGUAUUCGUCCGCACACUGGAAGAAGUACUGGAAGCUGCUUUCGGAAAGCGUGUCAUUGGUCAGAGAAGGAGCGAUGUGCUCCUUGAGAGCCGGUUAUGA